CUCCAUAUUUCUACAACGCGUAUUGCGAAAUUUCCACAACUCUUCUCUUUACCGUUUCGUCUCUGUACUUAUAUAUCAGCUUUGCGAGAAUCGGUGCAGCUUUUUAAGCGUUGACCGUUUUGGUUUAUCCCCGGAUUUGAAUUAUCCGACUAUCAGUUUAUCUUAUAUUGAAAUGAGUCUACAACAGGAAUCACACCGUCCUCAUCACCGAUUUGGUAAUCCGUUUAAAAUGAUAUUAUCACCCAAGGGCUCAUAUUUGUCUCCUAAACUCCUUGCUCUGUUGAAUUCAUUUGAGCAGACAUUAGCAGGGAGACUUAAGAGUCUUAAGCCUGGAGGCAAGGAAGAUAUCCUUAGCCUUUCAUGGAUGAAACAAGCAAUAAGCACACUUUGUGCAGUCCAUACAGAUGUGAAAACUCUUAUUACUGAUCUCGAGCUUCCUGUAUCUGACUGGGAUGAGAAGUGGAUUGGUGUCUACUUGGACAAUAGUUUAAGGAUGCUGGAUAUGUGUGUAGCCUACAGCUCUGAGAUUUCCAGGCUUAGCCAAGGCCACCUUUAUCUUCAGUGCAGCUUGCACAACCUGGAUGGCUCCUCAACACAGUUCAUGAAGGCUCGUUCUUCAUUGGAUGGAUGGAAGCAGCACAUUAUUGCAAAGAACCAUAGACUGGAGAAUUGCUUUGCCAUCUUGGACAGCCUCACUGAAUCACUGAACCUACCCAAGAUUAAGAAUUCUGCUAAAGGGAAGGUUCUGAUGCAUGCGAUGUAUGGAGUGAGGGUUGCAACUGUUUUCAUAUGUAGCAUCUUUGCUGUUGCAUUCUCGGGUUCUGCAGCAAAAUUGAAGGAUCUGCAGGUUCGUGAGACUUGCUUGUGGACAGAAGCUUUUGUUGAUCUUCGUGAUUUUAUUAGUGGUGAGAUCAGGGGCAUAUAUUCUGGAGGGAAAUUCACAGCACUGAAGGAGCUUGAAGCAUUGGAUGUUAGUGUGAAGAAGAUAUACCCAGUCAUACAGGAUGGAGUAGACCCUAUUGACGCGGCACAGUUGGAACUUCUAACUUCAGAUCUGACUAAAAAAACAGAAAAAUUUUCGGUAGGACUAGAUCUCCUAGCAAAGGAGACAGAUAAGUUCUUUCAAAUCCUUCUAACUGGACGUGAUGCUUUGCUUUGUAACCUUAGAGUUGGUAGUGCAGUCGUUAAACCAGCCCAUCCAAACAAAAAUGUACAUAAACAAAUGGUGAAGUGAUGGUUAAGAAAGCGAGUAUCUUUUGUGUAUACACAUGGGUGCGUGUGUCAAUGCGGAGUUUUGUGCUUUCUGGUUAAAUAUGAUGUACUGCUAAGAUGUGCAAUAUAUAAUAUUUGUUGUGAUAAAGGUUGUGUAAUUUAUUGUGGUAAAGGUUGUGUAUUAUGGCCAUAUAGGUGUUUUAUAAUGAUCAAUAUAUGUCUGUACUCCUCUACUACGUCAACGAUGUAUAAAAGAAGUUUAUGGUUCAA
Solanum stenotomum is the source of this 1482-nucleotide messenger RNA. Its product is annotated as protein BPS1, chloroplastic-like. NCBI's taxonomy places the organism in Eukaryota, Viridiplantae, Streptophyta, Magnoliopsida, Solanales, Solanaceae. The record is from RefSeq and is a predicted model, not a curated record. Gene Ontology annotation, biological process: root development; shoot system development. The transcript is spliced from 3 exons. Bases 173 to 1234 code for a protein of 353 amino acids.